CAAGAUUUAAUCACAAAUUUUGGCAAUGGGUAACGAUUAUCACAAGAUCUAGAGCAUGGCUCGCACGGAGUGGCCGUCCCUACUCGACCAGUUCGCAAACGGCGCUUAUAUUUGUCGAGUGGUGGCUUGAAAUGCCAGCUGAAUGUUAAUCAGAACGUAAAGUUGUGACACUUCGACCGACAGGUCGGCCCCCUCAUUGACCGCUUCUUCAAUGACAAGAACAUAGAUACUGGGGAUCAAGUAGAAAAGCAGAUAAUCUCCCCGUUCAACUUCUUCGGUCUCAACAAUAAUAAUUUUCACUUUCAAGCCUGAGACCAUUCCAUCUUAUCUCUGAUCAAACCUUUUGCUUUUGAGCCACUUGAAAUGGCCGUGGGCGGUGCCGAGUUUAUCAAAGAGCCGAACAAGCUCAUCCUUUGCUUCGAUGGCACAGGUAACCAGUUCAGCGGGUCAAGUGCUGACACCAACGUGGUCAAAAUCUUGAACAAGCUAGACCGGCAUCAUCCGAAGCAAUACCAUUAUUAUCAAAGUAAGAUACUUGGGUAUAUUUCUGGUGCUCAAUCUAAUAGAUCAUAGCGGGCCUCGGUACAUAUGAUAUCAAUGAAACGUCUGUCAACAAAUCGUGGUUUGGACAGAUCCGCAGCAGCGUUUCCCAGACUAUCGAUCAAGGAGUUGGCACGACGUUCGAUGCCCAUGUGAUGGCUGGCUAUAGAUUUUUGAUGCGCUACUACGAGGCCGGGGACAAGAUCUAUAUGUUCGGCUUCAGUCGUGGAGCUUUCACUGCAAAGUUCUUGGCACGCAUGGUCCAUACGGUCGGGCUGCUCUGCAGAGGAAAUGAAGAAAUGGUUCCGUUUGCAUACCGUCUUUAUCAGCGUUACCUAGCAGGAGAGGUCGAGGACUUCGAAAACGCGGAUUCCAGCCAGGAUACUCCACAGCCGAACGGAGACACACAGCCACUACUAGCUGAGGACAAGCUGGACGAAUCUCAUAGCGACACGUACGAGUCGGCCCGCAACGAAAUCAUUGCAUUUAGCAAUACUUUUUGUCGAAAGGAGCCCAUCAAGAAUGGCGAUAAAUAUAUCGAGGCCAAUGUCAAGGUUUACUUCCUCGGUAUCUGGGACUGCGUGAAUUCGGUUGCGGUUUUGGAGCGGGUUCCGCCCAUGCCGGUCAGCAUUGCAGGAACCGCGCACUUCGUUCGACAUGCAGUGGCCGCUGAUGAGCGGCGAGUCAAAUUCAAACCGGCUUUACUCUCUCAAGAUACUCCGGACACCACUGAGAAUGUCGAAGAAGUUUGGUUCCCGGGAUGCCACGGUGACGUUGGCGGCGGUUGGCCAGCGUCUCACAAUGUCAGCAAGCAGGAUAAGCCCGAGGGCAACGGGGUGUGGAAAUUUUUAAAGAGGUUCUGGACUUCGGUGAAGCCCAGUGGUGCUAGCAAGGAUGUUCGUACGGAUGCCUUCCAGAUGAGCGACGUGACGUUGUCGUGGAUGAUACAAGAGCUAGAAUAUGUCGCAACUCUUGAUGAACGGGCGGGUGUCAAAUGGUCAAAGAGCAAAGAUGGGUAUAAAAGGGCCUUCGCUCGUGAACAAAGCCAAAAACAAGCUCUGCAGGGAGUCAUCCACGAUUCCUUGGUCUUCGGGAAUUGCUCGAGCUUUUUCAAGGUACUGCUCUGGAAAUUCCUAGAAAUAUUUCCAUUUAUCACCCGGUGGGAGAUUGUCCAUGACAAAUGGACAAAAGUCCGGUUCCCGCUAAACAAAGGGUCCUACCGUGAUAUCCCACGCGACGCAAAGCUCCACCAGUCACUUUUGUACCGACUCAAGGAGCUUCAAACAUACGCUCCCAAAAACAACCACGGGGACAAACUGGAGCCAUGUCUGAAAGGCGAAGAUGGCCAUCCAGCUCAAUUCGUCAGAGUAGAUGAAGUCAGGGUCAGCCAGGAGCUUGAUCCUAUGCACCAGAUUUGGACUUUCCCUCAACAUUGACCUGUUCAAUAUCGACUCCGAUUUCAUUCACCUCAGGAGACGCUGUGAGUGGUUUGUUUUCACUUCAUUUUUUUUUUUUGCUGUUAUAUAUUUGCAUAAAGCUUCUCAUCAUGUCUCGCGUUUCACUGCCGUUCUCCCCAGGCUCAUACAUUGGUUCCUGGAAAGACGAUAUUUUACCACUGUUCCCACUUGAUAACUGGGCGCCUUUUUCCUUAGUCGAAUGACUCGCCCCUUUUCUUUAUGCUUGAAGCAGUAACCCGUUGUAUCUACAUUUUUUUCAUCAAUUCAGCUCAAACGCAUAUUUGCGUUUCAUUCUCAGCGCUGCACCGUAG
Penicillium brasilianum is the source of this 2308-nucleotide messenger RNA. The record is from the annotation of a GenBank genome assembly. Lineage: Eukaryota; Fungi; Ascomycota; Eurotiomycetes; Eurotiales; Aspergillaceae.